Molecule: messenger RNA, 2579 nt
Organism: Notolabrus celidotus (New Zealand spotty)
Lineage: Eukaryota; Metazoa; Chordata; Actinopteri; Labriformes; Labridae
Product: FK506-binding protein 5-like
Exons: 18
Source: RefSeq, a predicted model, not a curated record
GAAGGAGAGGACGAGGAGGACGAAGGGGAAGAAGAGGGGGCUGAAGCUGUGGAUGAGGAAGAGGAGGAGGAGGAGGAGGAGGAGGAGGAUGGAGCUGAAGCUGUGGAUGAUGAUGAGGAGGAGGAGGAGGAGGAGGAGGAGGAAGAGGGAGCUGAAGCUGCAGAUGAUGAUGAUGAGGAGGAGGAGGUAGAGGGAGCUGAAGCUGUGGAUGAAGAAGAGGAUGAGGGUGAGGAAGAGGAGAAGGAAGAGGGAGCUGAAGCUGCAGAUGAUGAGGAGGAAGAAGAGGAGGAGGCAGCUGAAGUUGUGGAAGAGGAGGAAGAGGAGGAAGGGGAGGAAGAGGAAGCAGCAGAGGCUGUGAAGGAGGAGGAAGAGGAGGAGGAGGAGGAGGAGGAGGAGGAGGAGGAAGAGGCCCCUUCAGAGGGAGCUGAAGCAGCUGCUGUUGAGGAUGAAGAUGAGGCCAAGGAUGAAGAGUUGGGCGUGUCUCCGGACUCCGACUCUGACGUUCCCGUCGACGUCAAAGACAGCGAUGACGACGCCACUCCUCCUGAGGAAGACGAGGACAAAGACGAAGAACACGACGAAGACGAGACCAGUGACGAUGCGUUCACUGACAGCUCAGACGUCAACGAGGACAUCUCCAUCGCCUCCUCUGAGCACUUUGCAGACGAUGAAGAGGAGGAUGAUGAUGAGGACCUCAAAGGUGAAGAUCUGGACCUAGACAUCCACGUGGACCUUGAUGAUGACCUUGAAAAAGUUGAUGAUGUCACUACAGAGGACAUCCCUGAUGACGAUAAAGAGGAGGAGGAGGAAGAGGAGGAGAUCGCUCCUUUUGAGAGCACAGACAGCGGAGUCCUCGGUGACGAAGACGAUGACGAAGAUGAAGACGUCGAUCUCAAAACUGAUGAAGAAUCCGCUGGAGAAACCGUCUUCAGUGACGACCUCUCCUAUGAGACAAUAGAUGACGAUGAUGAUGAUGAUGAUGAUGAUGACGAUGACGAAAAAGACGAUGAAGAUCUCGACGCCAGUUUGUUUGAUUUCACCAUCGACCUCGAGGACGAAAAAGAAAUCACGGACACGUUCAUUGACGCAGACAAAGACGAAGAUGACGUCAUCACAGGCUCACAGCUCAAAGCCAGCGUCCCUGAUGGUAUGGGGAUCAUAAGAGUCCAUGGGCUGGGGAGCUUCCACAUCUCCUCUGCUGCAGCAGCGCUGACUCUCCAGGAGGAGGCAGUGAAGACCGAGGCAGACACAGACGAGGAGGAGGACGAUGAUGUCACGCAGGCUGCUGAUGAAGACCAGGCUGAGGAGGAAGAUGCACACACAAUCGUCAGCCAGUCUGCAGCUCCAGAGGACGAUGAGGACGAUGAUGAUGAUGAAGAGCCGACAGCUGCUGUAGAGAAAACUGUGGACGAACCGGAGGAUAAAAAAGAGGAGUAUGACGAGGAUGACGAUGAGGAGGAGAAGGCCUCUGUGGCUGUGAGCAAACCUGUGGCUGAGCCCGAGGAAGAGGCAGCAAAGAGUGAAUCCUCAGUGUGUCCCUGCAUGAACUCUGCAAAGAAGGAGGAGUCUGAAACCAAGACUGAAGCCAAGACGGAGGAGAAGAAAGGAGCUCCGAGGAGAGUUUCAGCUAUCAGAAGGAAAAAAGACCCUGAGGCUGUGAUCAUACCGAAGAGGAAAGGUUUACCCAGGAUUCCAGGUCUUGGGGCAAGCGUCAGGAGGAUCAAGAGGACUCCUUUUCUCCUGAGAGCCAAAAAAGCAGAAAAGACCAAGACUUCAAAAACAGAGACAGAGACAGAGACCAAAAAACAAGAAGAAGCCCCAGAGUCCGGACAAGAAGUCGGACCCUGCAGACCUGCACCCGUCUACUGCCCGUCUCCACCUGGCUGGUACGUUCAUCAUGUGGUCACAGACAACCCUUACCCUCCUCCCACAAUGCAAGCUCCCUCUGCCCCCGUUCUGACCGCCCACCCCGUCCACCCGGGAGCUCCACCUAUGCAGCCUCUUUACCAGCAGCCUCCGAUGAUGCAGCCGAUCUAUGCUCAAUAUCAACCGUAUCCACCGCCAAUGAUGCAGCCUCCACCUCAACCAGAGCCGGUCCCACAGGCUGAGCCGGUCCAGCCAGAUGUCACAGAACAAGAGGCUCCAGCUCAGCCUGAGGUCCAGACUCCAGCUGCUGAAGCUCCGGUUAAGGAACCAGAAGCUGUUAAAGAAGAAGUGAAGGCCGCUCCUGCCAAGAAAGCUGAAAAGAAGAAAACCAAAGCAGCUGUGAAAGAGCCGGCAGCAGCUAAGGAGCAAACAAAGAAAGGUAAUUUAUGUUUACUGCUCUGUAAUCUGGGGGUUUGUCAUCGCGGCCUCUUGAGUGUCAUUACAAACAAUACACAGCAGUUUGAGCCGCGCUUUGCUUUAAACACACAGACAGAAUACUCAUGAUUACAGAGCUCCUGAAGUCCCACAGAAUGAUCCUUUUUAUCUUGAGCACACAAGUUAUUAACCUUUGCGGACACAGCAGGCGUGAUGAUUACACUUCACAUCAGUUGCCAUCUUUGUCAUUAAAGGCUAUUAUUUUCAACCUUUACUCU